Botrytis fragariae is the source of this 2211-nucleotide messenger RNA. RefSeq names its product putative fungal specific transcription protein. Lineage: Eukaryota; Fungi; Ascomycota; Leotiomycetes; Helotiales; Sclerotiniaceae. The transcript has 10 exons. Bases 1 to 2211 code for a protein of 736 amino acids. Gene Ontology annotation, biological process: DNA-templated transcription; regulation of DNA-templated transcription. Gene Ontology annotation, molecular function: DNA-binding transcription factor activity, RNA polymerase II-specific; DNA binding; zinc ion binding. The record is from RefSeq and is a predicted model, not a curated record.
AUGGAUGAACCCCAGGAGGAGCCCGAAGAAAGAAGGCGAGCCUUUACUUGCACAUACUGCCGGCUUAAAAAGAUCAAAUGCGGUCGAACUCAUCCAUGUGGGAAUUGUAUAGAUCACGGGAAAGAAUGUGUCUUCCCAUUUGUGAAACGAAGGGUCGGAUCGAAGCGCGAAAAGCCUAGGAAAGACUUAGAAGAACGACUUGCACGAAUGGAGUCUCUCCUUGAGCUUUCCAACAGAGAAAGCCUUCCAAGCAGUGAACAAAAUGCAAUAAGUUUCGUCCAUAGAGAGCAGCAGUCUCAAUUUUCAAAUCCUGCAGAAGCCACCAGAUCGGGAAACUCUGGUGCUAUGCCGCAUGACCCCGUGAGAAAUACGGAUCAGAAUUACGAUAUGGGACUUGAACCACCAGAGAGUAUUCCAACUCUCCGCUCUCUUACGACACAAGAGAUAACGCAACAGUCUGCACCGUCCUCCUCCUUGGCACCGUCACAGAUUCUCAGUUACCAUACAUCACCUCAAACGGUUCAGAAUCUCUCGCCUCAUGUCGAACAUGUCGAAUGUGCCGAUCUUUUAGGUUCUGAGGUUGGAUGGGAAUAUCAUGGGCCCACAUCAUUUUUGUCAAUCUGCUCGAUCCCAGGAAUUACGUGGGUCUCAGAAACUUCGGGAGAGCCGAGUUUCUUCGAGACCGCUAAGGCCCUUGUGCUCAAUAUUGACUCGCGACUAAAGAUGCGACGCAAUCCUCGCCAUGAAACCAUUGCUGAGCCUGAUAAGAAUGUCGCAUGGGAAUGGUGCCAAGCCUAUUUUGAUUAUUCUUUCGACGCCAGCCUUGGUCUGGUGUCUAAAGAGCACUUUGAAGCACGUCUUCGCCAUCACUUCGCUCAAAAUGAUGUAGCUGAUGAUGACCCAGCUUGGUAUGCUCUGCGAAACACAGUGUAUGCUUCUGGUUACAGGCUCAGCUCAUCUAAUAUGCCAUACUCAGAUAUGUCUGGCGAAAUUCAGGGGCAAGCUUGGCGAUACUUUGAAAAGGCCUUGGAUGUCCAUACUGAGCUUUUAUAUGGAAGCACGGGUCUUAUGGCAGUGCAAGCAUUGAUAGCAAUGGGAUUCUUUGCUGAAGGCCUUGCUAGCCCUUCUCUUGGGUACAUGCUUGUUUCCUGUGCAACGCGGUUAGCUCAGGCGAAAGGUCUCCACAGGCAACCUGCACAAUCUUGGAAUCUACCACUAGCUAAACAACAGCAUCGAGUUAGACUGUUUUGGACCCUCUAUAUCCUCGAGAAGCAUAUAAGCUACAGAUCAGGCCGACCAUCGAUCAUUGACGACGACGACAUUAGUUGCCCCUUUCCAAACAUCCAGCUUGCUAACAAUACCCCGCACAUUGAUCCUUUCAUUUACAUGGUACAGCAUGCUCAAAUCUCUUCUCGAAUCGCAAAGCAACUGGCAAGUGGAAAGGCAUUCCGUCAAACACACUCGAAAACUCUGGAAGUGAUUCAAGAACUCAACAAAGAGCUCCAAGAAUGGCGGGACACUCUGCCACAAUUCUUACAGCCAGAUUCACCCACUACAAGACAUGGAAAACGCCCAGAAUACAUCAAUAUGUACCAUGUCAUGUAUCUUCGCUAUGCUUACUAUGGCAGUAUCAUGGCAAUUCAUUCAAUUCUCACGCACCCCUGGAACAGCUCUCUGUUUGGUUCUGGUCAGUCUUCGGCACUGCGAAAUCGCAUUUCGAUAAGUUCACAUGCUGUUGUCAAUGCAGCCAGGGGAAUAAUACUGGAUACCGACGCAAUUCAUGUCGAUGCAUCGACACCUAUAUGGCUGGCAUUCUAUUUUCCUCUCGUGAGCGCUAUCAAUAUAUUUAUCUAUAUUCUGAAAUGCCCUGCUCUCCCAACAGCAUCGUCUGAUGUGGCCCUGCUAGACAUCUGCACUGGUCACUUCAGCCGCUUGGAGUUAGCAUCUCCAGACACUGCUUUGCCUUUCGUCCGGGAAAUUGCGCGAUUGGCCCGUUCAACUAUCGAAUCUGUCAAGAACUCAGCAGCAUCUCCAGGCUCUUUAUUAGGGACAGACGUCUUGGCGCCUUCGGUUGCGCAGUCCUCGGUUCCACAUGAUUUAGGGAACAACUAUUCACCUGGUGAAAAUAUGUUGGAAUUAUUUUCGGAUAAUUGGGGUACAAUCUUUCCAUCUCUCAAUGACGAAAAUCUCGCUGCCUUCACGUUCGACUAA